Molecule: messenger RNA, 3097 nt
Organism: Hyposmocoma kahamanoa
Lineage: Eukaryota; Metazoa; Arthropoda; Insecta; Lepidoptera; Cosmopterigidae
Product: cytochrome P450 6B6-like
Exons: 2
Coding region: 45-1601 (518 amino acids)
Molecular function (GO): heme binding; iron ion binding; monooxygenase activity
Source: RefSeq, a predicted model, not a curated record
UUAGUAAGAUUUCUUUUUGAACCCGGACUAGUCGUGUGGGAAAAAUGAUCACGAUCGCUAUUAUAGUGGUUUGUCUGAUUGCAUUGUACUUCUAUGGCACGCGAACCUUCAAAUAUUGGGAAACAAGGGGAGUGAAACAUGACAAACCCAUACCUUUACUCGGGAACAAUGCAAGAAAUUAUCUCAUUCAGAAGAGUAUGACAGAAAUGGCAGUGGAAAUGUACUGGAAGUACCCAAACGAAAAGGUAGUGGGUUUCUACAGAGCAACAAGCCCAGAGUUGGUAAUAAGAGACCCUGAAAUUGUUAAGCGUAUCCUGACUACUGAUUUCAUGUACUUUUAUCCGCGUGGUCUUAACCCUCACAAAACUGUGAUCGAACCACUAAUGCGUAAUUUGUUCUUUGCCGAUGGAGACCUAUGGCGAUUGUUAAGACAACGUAUGACACCAGUUUUCAGCACUGCUAAAUUGAGAGCUAUGUUUCCUCUUAUAAGUGCGCGAGCUGAACGUCUACGAGCAACCUUAACAGCCGCUGUCGACAGUGAAGUACAAUCCCUGGACGCACGCGAUAUUAUGGCACGGUAUACCACAGAUUUCAUUGGUUCUGUAGGGUUUGGGCUUGAUUCUGAUUCUCUUUCAGAUGAAAAGUCUGCAUUUAGAAAACUCGGUGUCGAUAUCUUUAACAUAACAUUGCCUGGCGUUAUAAUAAUUAUGUUAAAGGAUAUUUUCCCAGAAACAUUCAAACAUCUGCGUUACAUGUACAGAGUUGAGGAUCAAGUGAUCAGUCUAGUGAACGAAAUUCAAAAGCAGAGAAAUUAUGAGCCAUCAGGGAGAAAUGACUUCAUAGAUUUGCUUUUGGAGUUGAAAAAAAAGGGAACAAUGGUGGGCGAAUCAAUUGAAAGGAUAAAAUCAGAUGGUACCCCAGAAAUCACAUCAAUAGACAUGGAUGCAGAGUUGAUCGCUGCUCAAGUCUUCGUAUUUUUUGCCGCUGGAUUUGAGACCUCUUCAUCAGCUACAAGCUUCACUUUGCACCAACUUGCUUACCAUCCAGAAGUUCAAAAGAAAGUACAAGAUGAGGUCGAUAAAGUUCUUCUCAAACACAACAACCAACUUACCUACGAUGCUGUGAAGGAGAUGACCUAUUUAGAGUGGGCUUUCCAAGAAGGAAUGCGAAUGUUUCCUUCUCUCGGAUUCCUUGUGAGACAGUGCGCAAGAAAAUACACAUUUCCUGAAAUCAAUGUAUCUAUAGACCCCGGAGUAGCGGUGUUAAUUCCACUACAGGCCUUGCAUAUGGACCCGCAAUACUUUGACAGACCUGAAGAAUUCAGACCGGAGCGAUUCCAUCCUGAUGAAUUCGAUAGUAAGGAGAAGAAGUUUAUCUAUUUGCCGUUCGGUGAAGGACCUCGUGCUUGUAUUGGUGCUCGUCUUGGCUUAAUGCAGUCCAUAGCUGGUUUAGCUGCGAUAUUAUCAAGAUUCUCAGUGGAGCCUGGGCCUAAUACCUUGAGACAUCCCUUAGUUGAACCCAAGUCCUCAAUUGUGCAAAGUGUUAAAGGCGGAUUGCCUCUUAUAUUCAGGAAAAGGAAAUUGGAUAAUCCUUUAAAAUGAUAAGUCUUAUUAAAAAAGUUCAAGUAUAUUUUUUAAUAAAAACCUACAAGCGUAAGUUGUUAACCAUUUACAAAUUUAAAUACGGCGCAAUAAGUUUUGAGAGAUAUUAAGAAGGAAAAUGCACGAAUGAACAAUGUUCCUGUCGCGGUUAAAAUUAUUUUCCUUGUCUGUUUGUUUUCCUGGAUCAAUAGACAAGUUAAAGGAAAUAUAUAAAUCACAAUAUGUACAAAAACAAGCCUUUGGCUCUGAUAUAACAGUAAUUUUGUGGACUUUUACAUUUAAAAUGGUCACAUAUAACAUAAAUGUGUUCAAAAACUUUCGAGUAGUUUUCCGCCUUAGAAACAAAGACCAACGACGUAGAGUCACGGUUAAGACCUGAACAAACUAUAUUUAAUUUUUCACCCAGCCAAUUGUCACAACAAAAGGAAUUGGACUUUAACACUCAAGAUAAUAAACGCUUAUCAUUAAAUCCAAAGUAUACAUGAAAUCCCUGUAAAUAUUCUGUACCCACAGACUACCACAUACCAGCGACUCAUUUCCUUUAUCAACCUACUCAAGUUUUAGUUGGUGGAUUAUUUCCAUAAAAUCUAUUGAAUCUAUUUUAGCGCACAACUUUUGUACGUGUAAAGAUUGUUUAUUUCAUUUAUUUAUUCAGAAAGUAGGCUAACUUCUCUAAGAACUUAUGUCUAUGUUAGUAUACAUUUGAAUAAAUUAGUGUAUUCUACUACUAAAAAUGUACUUAUAAACGUUUUGAGUGACGUAUCUCUUUUAUCCCCCGAUUUUAGGGAUUCACCACGCUUGUUAACACAGAAUCCACUUAAGGGCGCCUUCAAAUUAGACGCUUAUAUAAGCACUACAGUGGCACCGCGCCGUUACUAAUUUUCGUACAAUAUUAAGAUGCGCCUUUGCGAUGCGAUCUUUGCAGUCACACUAAGUGAACUAAAAAUUACAAAAGCGCUACAAACGCGCGGGCGUCACAGUUGCGGCACUGCAGUGCUUCCACAUCUUCCACAUCUAAUUUGAAAACGCCCUAAGCCGGUCAGUAAAAUGUUAUAGUGUAUUACAAAUUAUUGCAUGAAAAUGGCUGAUCACAUUGAUUCAAAAUCAUUCUUGUAACUAAAAGAAAUAAACCUGUGUACCUAUCACAAAGAAAUAAAUGGAUUGAUUGAAAUGAAUGAUUGAAUGAUUUGAAAAGCUAUACUUCCUUGCAAUAAGAGCGAAAAGACGUUACGGUUUUCGCUUCCGCUAGUACCGCCAUUGCGACUCAACGUUUAUUGCCCUUAUCACAUGGACACAACUUCACACGCAACCCUUUCCUGACCGGGUUAAUCCGACUCCAUGUAGAUAGUCACCCUUACCCAUCGGCGUUUCACACUGUUUCUUAACAUAAUGAACAACAUAUAUACCAUUCCAGUCCCAAUACCAACAUAUAAAUUAUAAGUGGUAUUAAAUACAACACGUAGAAUCAUAAUAUUUUAUUUCCAUAUAUAAUAACG